CCUUUACUAGGGACACAUAUCUCAAAAUGGCGAGGUGGUCUUGCAAAUGACCCAUAUCCACUACAUAUGAAGUUGGGGAAUAACUCGAAGAUGAAAUAAUCCCUCAGCUCAAGGAGUUGGCUUCAACAUGAAUUAGAAAUCUUUCCUGGAAAACAUGAAUGGCUUGCUGUUGAUUGAAGACGUGGUUAAACAUGAGUUUGUCUCGCUUUCAUCAACUCCUGUCAAAAGGUCAACACAACCCAAAGGAAUCCGAGGAAAAUAUCCUCUUGAACAAUUCACAAGAAGGUGUGAAAUGGUCCAGAUAUUUAGUGAAACUUGAAGUUGAGACCGUGAUGCGUAAGCGUCAGUUGUCUUCAAGAGUUUUACUUAAGACCAGUGUUACAACCGUCCUCCUGAUAUGUUUAUUAUUCCUGACCUUUUACACCAUAGUUCUCAUAUUCUUCACCCCAAGUGUGCCAAUGGACUACAAUGAAUGGAGGGGACGUCAUCGAUUGAAAUUGAUUGCCAAGAUAAAAUCUGGUAAUGGAAGCCAGAGACAAAAUGACCAAAUUUCCAAGUCAGCGAUGUGGAAUGUGUCCAACUCGGUUAAUAUACAUUUACCAAAACCUAGAUGUGAGAGCAAACUUGUGAUAUUAAUUUUUAUUUGUUCCUCAGUGCAAAAUUUUCAACAGAGAAAUGCGAUAAGGAACUCUUGGUGUAAAACAAACUCAAACAAGAAAUAUUCAUGGCAUUGUGUAUUCCUUCUUGGAGAGCCAGAAGAAAGUGGCAAUUACUUAGAACUGACACAAAAAUUAAAGAAGGAAAAAGAAAAGUAUGGGGACAUUUUGCAGGGCAGCUAUACAGAUACCUACAGAAAUCUUACAUAUAAAGUGAUGCAUGGAUUUGCAUGGGCAGAUGCUCAUUGUCAUUCGAAUUUUGUUUUAAAGACUGAUGAUGAUUGCUUUGUGAAUACUCAGUUACUGUAUGAUUUAGUUUUACACCAUCAGGAUGUAAGCAGUCUCUAUAUAGGAAAAGUGACAAAUGACCUAGAGAAGAGAAAGGUGAUUCGUAAUGUUGAAAAUAGGUGGCAUGUUUCCGAGUCUGAUUACAAAGGAGAUUACUAUCCACCUUAUGCAAGUGGAGCUGGGUAUCUAAUGUCUUGGGACACUGUUAAAAAACUUGUAUCUGUCAGUCCAUAUAUCAAACCUAUUCCUGUUGAGGAUGCCUAUGUGGGGAUCCUAGCAGAGGCUAAAAAUAUCAUUCCUUCUAACUCGGGGAGAUUUGUUUUGAUGAGCGAUGGCUGGACUCUAUGUAAUUAUGCCUAUUUAGUGGUCAUUCAUGGGGUGAAGUAUAAAGAGCAGGAGGGGCUGACCCAGAAAUCUGUGCAGGCCACAGAGAAGUGUUUGGAGGGGCGGUCUCAGGGAGAAAUGUACACCUGGAAUUAGUUUAGCAUGCACACUCUCUAAGAGACGGCAUAGCAUGUUUGUUACCAAUGUGUUCAGCUACAUGUAUAUCAUUUAAGAUCUGAAUUUCCCUUCAUAUGAAAAUUUCUAUUCUGGCAUUAUAUCUACCAAUCACAAUUUAUUUAUUGUUUGAGAAAUUCAUGUACCUAGAAAAGAAAGUGCAAAUUUAAUUUUUUUUUAUAUAAAUACUACUUCCAAAUACUUGUAGUAUAAUCUUGCUUUCAUUUUGACAGUACAUAUACAUACAUGAAAUGAUGUAUUAAAAUUCAUGUUUAAACUAAAAAACGUACUACAUACCUAUUACCUAGAUGCUUAAAAUAGCAAGAGUUUUAAAAAACUUUAAUGCUAAUCAUUUCUUCGCACAAAAACUUGCUUUCACAACAAAAAAUGCUUUUAAACUUUUUUGUCCUGUGUUUUGAUGUUAGAAUGAGUGAAUAUACCACGUCAAUUAUGGUAACAUAUCAAAGUGUCUUUAAUGUAAAUGACUGCUCAGUUUCUGAAAUUUUAUUAUGUAAACGUUUCUAGUCACACAGCAGGAUGAGUAGGUCAAGGUUAAAAUUUGUUAUGAAACCUUGUGGGAGUGCUCAAAAUAUAUACAGCGUGCACUGUAGAGAAGCAUGAAAUAUACAUGUGAAAGGUAUGCUGGAUGCAAUAACUUUCAAAGUGAUACAUUUGUGCACCUCUAUUUUUAUCUCAUGGUUUGCAGCAUGUUAAAGUACUUUUAGUCAACAGAUAACCCUAAAUAGCUGCUGACAAAAGUUGUACAUGUAAAAGAGAACAUUUUUUUCGGGCUAUUCAACAUUCGUCAAAAGGCCUGUAAAUAUAAGAUAUUUAUAGUUAUACACAUCAAUGUAAAAGGAAAAUUUCUCAACAUUCCUAAUUUUGAAUUUUAAAAAUACUUUCUGAAAUGUUAUUUAUUUAACAAAAUGAUUUUUUAAGUGUUUGAUACAUAGUAAUAUAGGGCAUCUGUCUUCUGUAUUUUGUUUAUCAUUGUCUCAUUUUUCACAGUUUUUUUGUCUUUUCUUUAAUGUUCAUUGUCCAUGACUAUAAGACAGAGUAUAAGUGUUCUUUUUUUUCAUAUCAGUAUGGGUGGUUUGUGUCUAUGAUAUGUAUUUAGCAAGGUACAGUGAAAAUAAUGACCUUUUUAAAACUUUGAUCUCACCAUCAUUGUAAAACUAAAUUCAGGCUUUUAGUUUUGCACGUGGCUUUCAACGUGCUGCUUUCAACUGUCUUUGAAUUCUUUUGUAAGGUUGGCAAAGUACAACAAAUUAAAUCAUCACUUUUUUAAAGCUGUAAAUAAAUAAAAAACUUUUUCUCAACACCACAAAUCAAAAUAUUGCAAUGAUUUAUUUUUUAUUUUUGAUGGUUUAAAUCUGAUUAUUAUUAAUACAAUGCAUAUCAAGGACACACACGCAAAAAUUUUGUUUCAGUUGUUGAUCCUGUCAGAUUAUUUACAUUCAGACAUUACAAUAUGCACAUUUCUUUUUCUUUAUGAGGCAAUUUAAAACUUGACCCAGUUUGUUUAAGGACAGAUUUGGAAGAUUUCCAGUAGACUAAUUCUUGCUGUAUAAGCUCAAAUAAAACAUUCUGUAUAUUAACAUCUGACAUUCCUAUAUAAUGAGUAUAUUUGUCAUUUGUCCAUAUUGUCUGAAUACCCUUUUCCAUAAAAUGUCAUGAGAUUUGAUUUGAGGGAUAGAGAAUCUCAAAUGUUUAAAUUUAUACAUACAUGUAUUUGUCUUGGUUUCAGUAAGAUUUGGUAGAAAUAUCCAUGCAACUACAUGUAUUUUCUGGAUUAUCCCAAUUUUCUAUGCAUUUUUUUUUUACUUCUUUUUUGACUCCUACUGCAAAUACUCAUUUAUUGUCAAAUUCUGCUUUAAAAUCUUGAAAUAGAUAACAUAUCCUAUUCUUAGUAGACUCAAAAUUCUCAUAAUAUCUAUCCUUUCAUUUAAAAUGAAAUCAAAACUCAUAGAAGAGAAGAUUGUUAUUUAUAUAUCUCGAGAUUAUCCAGUCACAGGAAAAGUCCUUUACACUUUGAUGAAUCAGCAUCUGAUUUCACUGUACAGCGGACAUCACACACUUUAUCAAGUUGACCUUUAAUUAGUCAUCUAACAUGAUACAUCUUUACAUAUUUGAAAUUGUCCUGAACCAGUAUGAUAUUAUGCAUAAUGUACCGUAUUGUAUUUUUAAAGCCAACUGAUAGAUUAUUAGUGCUAAGUAUUAUAACAUUUUUUCCUCCUUCAAAAGAUCUGGUUGUAAAUUCAUUUGUCAUCACAUGUCAGUGUUAGUCGCAUUAGUAAUCAGGAUUUUUUUUUUGAUUGACUUAAGAUGUAUGUGUACAUGUGUGUAGAUUUAUAUGAUGUCUUUAUAGUUUAUAAAAGUUUUUGUUUUCUUGACGUGUUGGUUUCGGUUAAGUUUUGACUAAAUCAAAUAUGAGAAAUAAAAUUUUGAAAACACA
Molecule: messenger RNA, 3897 nt
Organism: Saccostrea cuccullata (small rock oyster)
Lineage: Eukaryota; Metazoa; Mollusca; Bivalvia; Ostreida; Ostreidae
Product: beta-1,3-galactosyltransferase 5-like
Exons: 2
Coding region: 192-1424 (410 amino acids)
Cellular component (GO): Golgi membrane
Molecular function (GO): hexosyltransferase activity
Source: RefSeq, a predicted model, not a curated record